Molecule: messenger RNA, 531 nt
Organism: Racocetra persica
Lineage: Eukaryota; Fungi; Glomeromycota; Glomeromycetes; Diversisporales; Gigasporaceae
Source: the annotation of a GenBank genome assembly
GUGAAUAAAGCAUGGAAAACUUAUUUGGAAUAUUGUGGAGUUAUAGGUCAAUGUGCUAUUCCGUUGUUGGAGGAUUCCCUCUUGUCAUGUUUGAUUUGGUUAGAUUUAACGGAUGCUGUAUUGGUUUGUUUAGAUAUACUUGCAGCUGUAUCAAGAAAACAUCUAGAAAGAUCAUUACCUGACCCAUCGAAGUUAUAUAAUGUUAGAAGGGUUUAUAAAGCAUUGAUGAAGGAAUCAAGAAAGGAUAGAAAGCCAGAAUGGCCACGUGAUCCGCUACUGAUUUUUGCGUUGAGAAGGUUUGUUAUUAAUAAACCACGAUUUGCAGACAUGAAUAUAUGGAUACGAGAUACAGCUUUGAUUGCAAUAGGAUUAAGGACAAUGCGUAGGCCAGUGGAAUUAUGUAAUUUGAAGUUGGAGGAUGUUAAAUUUAAUAGAAAUUUAUGUUGGAUACGGAUUUGUAAUUCAAAAACUGAUCAGUUUUCUAAUGGAAAAUUUAUUCCUAUUGAAAUUUCAAAUAGCCUUUGUUGCCCA